This is a messenger RNA of Magnolia sinica, 1807 nucleotides long. RefSeq lists its product as uncharacterized. The record is from RefSeq and is a predicted model, not a curated record. The coding region runs from base 291 to 1523 and encodes 410 amino acids. The transcript is spliced from 7 exons. Lineage: Eukaryota; Viridiplantae; Streptophyta; Magnoliopsida; Magnoliales; Magnoliaceae.
GCAACUGUCCGGAGUCAGUCAUCAGCCAUUUAGCUAACGGAAGUUUUCUCUUCUCCGUUUCUCCUUCUGCAUUCCUCCCUUCCCGCAGACAGAGACAGACAGAUUCUCCGAAUUGAUAAAUCUAGGGUUUCUGAAGUAUGGAAAUCCCCAAUUUCCUCUGAUUUCCGAUGCUCUGAUUUCGAGAAAUCAGGGAUUUCUGAAGGGCGGAGAGCAGCGAUUCCUCUGUUUUUUUUUUUUCUUCUGCUUUUCUUUGGUCUUUUCAUUUUCAGUUGUUUCUCUGAGGAGGAGAGAUGUGGGGAGAUGGAGGUAGGUUUUAUUGGGGGAGAAAGGAAGGAGGAGGAGGAGGGAAGGUGGAAGGGAUCGUUGUGGUCUUCGCAUGGAUGUCGAGUCAGGAGAAGCAUCUGCAGCCGUACAUCGAGCUCUAUGGUUCGAUCGGGUGGAAUUCCCUCAUUUGCCAUGCCGAAUUCCUCAACCUAUUCUUCCCUGAGAAGGCCACAUCACUAGCAUAUGCUGUUCUCAAUGAACUUCUUAAGGAAGUGAAGAUUAGGCCAUUACCUAUUGUAUUUGCAGCUUUUUCUAGUGGAUCAAAAGCUUGCAUGUACAAGGUUCUUCAGAUGAUCGAGGGGAAGUGUGAUGCACAAGUCAAUCUGGAUGAAUAUCAACUGGUCAAAGCCUGCUUUUCUGGACAUAUAUAUGAUUCUAGUCCUGUAGAUUUUACCAGUGAACUGGCCGCUCAAUUUGCCCUUCAUCCCACUGUCCACAAAAUUCCCCAACCACCAAGGAUAGUCUCAUGGUUUGCAAGAGCCGUUGCUUCUGGUCUUGAUGCUCUCUUCCUAAACAGGUUUGAAGCACAGCGUGCUGAGUAUUGGCAGACUCUGUACUCUUCAGCUAAUAUGGGUCCAUUUCUAAUUUUGUGUUCAGAGGACGAUGAUAUUGCUCCCUGUCAAAAUAUCUGCAAUUUUGCUUGUCAUCUGCAAGAUCUCGGCAGUGAUGUUAAACUGGUGAAAUGGAAUGGUUCGCCACAUGUAGGUCACUACAAGCAUUACCCAGUCGAUUACAAGGCUGCUGUAACUGAAUUGCUCGAAAAGGCAGCAUUAAUUCAUUUCCAGAGGGCGCAACAAAUCAAUGGAGAAAUAAUAAGUGUGGGAGCCGGGUGCAAUGAAAUUUCAAAAUCCGUCUACAAUCUACGUAAAGCAGCUGUUAGCUCAAACGAGAGUCUACGUAGAGUGGCAGUCGGGCCAAGUGACCACUUUUUCUUGCCUAGCUCGGUGGAGUAUCAUGAAAGUAAGGGCGUCGGCUCAGUGCAAGACGAGCAGAAGGAAAGAUUAAUACAAUUGCAGGAUCCCCCAAGCAUCAAUGCCCAUAGUGUUCUCGGAAAGAUCCUCUUUGAUGUGUGUGUGCCCAAGAACAUUGAAGAUUGGGACAUCAAGACGGUUGGUUCUUUGAGUAGGCCAUCAUUCAGCUCUUCACGCAGGCAUUCACCCUUCAAUCCUAUGAAAUGCAUACGUCGCUCGAGACUGUGAUAUCUUGACCGAAAAUAAAUGUUCAGUGGAAUAGUGCCGGAGCUCGCGGGCUGUAAAUAUACUCAACCGAUGGUGUUUUGAUGCAAGACUCCAUGCCUCAAGUGCUUUGAGCGCAUCAACAACUGCAUGCCCCAUGGAUGCUUGAAACCACAGGUAAGAGGUAUUUUGCUGUUUGUAGGCAAUGAUAUUACUGUAUCUUGUGGACUUCUCUGGCAUGAAAUGUACAGGAGGUUAUGGAGCCUGAAUAUCGAUAUAACAGUUUGUUAUAGGAAUUGUAUUAGUGU